Osmia bicornis bicornis is the source of this 1153-nucleotide messenger RNA. RefSeq lists its product as uncharacterized. The coding region runs from base 392 to 1138 and encodes 248 amino acids. NCBI's taxonomy places the organism in Eukaryota, Metazoa, Arthropoda, Insecta, Hymenoptera, Megachilidae. The record is from RefSeq and is a predicted model, not a curated record. The transcript is spliced from 5 exons. Gene Ontology annotation, molecular function: sequence-specific DNA binding.
UUCUGCAAUUGACAUUAGCGAACCUUUCAUUGCAAACAGCGUUUUCAUAGAAAUGAAAAUCAAUUUGUCACUUUCUUUGAUUUGUUGCGUGUUAUCCUUGCGGUGUAGGGAAAUUCAGGGAUUUCUGGGCCGUGAGUAAGGUGUCCGUGGAGCGCUGAAGCUAUAGACAAAGAGUAAGCAAAGAGUAAGUAUAAUAAGAGGCGACACUCUGAGAGAGAAACUACUUGUAGAGUGAGACAAAGUGAUCCUACCCAUUUAAAGAGCCAUUCGGCAAUCUUCGGUUUUGACCGUGAACAGUCGUGAGCGCGCGACAAGUUUGUACUGUGGAUUCGCGUACAUAACCUAUAUUGUGGAAACUUCUUUGUCAGAAUGCUCCAAAAAGCAAGAGUUUAUGGCAUUUCAGACCGUUAUGAACCGGGAAUUUCCGUACUUACCUGGCAGGUACCAGGUAGAUACGAAGGCUUGGUCAUUUCUGUUGGAAACGUACAACCGUGAGGUUUGUAUAUUUAUCAGAUAUCGUUUCUUGUUCUACGAUUUUGUUCCGUUUUCUACUUUCUGCUGUGUGUUUUCUGCUUUGUGCUUUCUAUUUUCUAUUUUCUGGUUUCUGUUUUUUGUUUUUUGUUUGCAGCAUUUUUUAAAUAUCAACAUGAGUGCUCCAAAACGAAGUGGAGUUUCAUGCUCUUACAAAAAUUGUACAGCAAGAUUCAAUCGAGGAGGGGAAGGAGUACAUUUUUUUAGAUUUCUUAAGAAUGGAGACUUAUGCAAGCUCUGGCUUCAGGCAUGUGGUAGAGAAGAUCUUCCGUCUUUGGAAUAUCAACACUACCACAAGACCCGCAGAGUAUGUAGUAACCAUUUCGAAAAUAGAAUGUACAUGGGUCCUUCCAAGUCCAGGUUAUUACCAACAGCAGUUCCAAAGCAGAUUGAGUCUGAUACAAAUAUUCAAGAAGAGAGCGGUAAUAAUCCUGAGUUUCAGCCUCCAGCAAAAAUUCGUGUCGUAGACAUAGCAGCAAUUUCAGGUCCAUCUCAUCAGGGAAACAUUACAUCAAUCGGCUUUGAUGCGUGUUCAGACGCCAGUCCUAUUUUUAAAAACAGAGUCCUGUGCUCGGAAUUAAUACAGAAUAUAGUCCUCAAAAAAUGAACUCCUCUACUAAUA